AUGGCAACAGCGCACAUCAUCAUUUCCUUUUUAUAUGCUCUCCAGGGCCUCACAAAUCCUGCUGUGAUAUCCGUCCCCAACGGAAGUACCUUGUACUUUGCCAGUGUUACAGCCUUCUGGUCGACACUGACAGGAUUGUAUCUUUUCAAUGUUCUUGUUCUGCAUUUCCUGCUAAUCUGGAGGUUUUAUUUGGUUUGGAAUCGUAACUUGAUCCUUGCUAUCAUCCUGCUCAUCCUGGAAGUUGGACACCUAUCAACUGCUUUAGCGGCCUGGGCUAUAGUCACUCAUUCCGGUGUCAUCUUUGAAUCGACUGCCUUGCACAUAGCGACGGCUCUUUUUAUACUCAACCUCGUUCUCACCAUUUGUCUCACGACCGGGAUCGCCUAUCGUCUUUGGCGCGCGGGAGUUGAUACGUUUGGUUUGACUGGUCAUAAUGCCUACAAACCUGCUAUAUACACCAUCAUUCAAUGCGGUGAAAUCUAUACUAGCAGCAUCGUGGUAAUAUGCGUUCUACGCCUUUCCGGGAAACCAGCUGGUCUCGUGGCACCUUACGUCGGCAUUCAGUUUGCCACCUUGACCCCUCUUCUUCUCAUCGUCAGUCUUGAGUUUGGCGUGAGGCAUGACGAGGCAUAG
This is a messenger RNA of Suillus discolor, 633 nucleotides long. RefSeq lists its product as uncharacterized. The record is from RefSeq and is a predicted model, not a curated record. The coding region runs from base 1 to 633 and encodes 210 amino acids. The transcript has 6 exons. Lineage: Eukaryota; Fungi; Basidiomycota; Agaricomycetes; Boletales; Suillaceae.